CUCAUCUCCGUACCGAUACUUCCACUCCUACAUGUCUUUGACUACGAUAGAAGUACUUCUACUCCAGCCCUACAAGUCCGACGGUUGCCCCCGCUGGUACUUGGCUGAUUAACCUCACAGCAUCCCAGUCGUCCUCUCGUCUGAUGCCACUCUGCUGAGCCCAUUCGUUCGUCUGCCUGCAAACCUGACCCUUCUUGUAUCCCUUGUACUUGAUCAACACUUGCACCGACGGGCGACCUGCCUACUUGGAUAUCAUAAUGAUCUACCACGUCCACUCUCGCCGUUGUACUCUCUGAACGCAAACCUGAACUUGGCAGUAUACGAGCAUGACACCACGCUCUAUAGACGCACCCCAUCUGACCAGUAACGAAGCCUCGCGUCUUUAUCUGACCGGCGGCGGACAAGACGCACCCGUGCGCCAUCAUGUCCUCCUCACCAGCUUCCAAACGUAAUUUUAAACCCUCGCCGACUGCACCAGCUCAACCGCAAACCUCACAGUACACUACGGCACCCGAGCAACCUACCUUGCAGCCUGCAGUUCCUACUACUCAGGGGAACAACAAAGUCUCCAUGAGUGCGCAACAACUGCAAUCUCCAUCAUCUGGACACCGAAAACGCAAGUCUGUUAGCUUGGGCCAGCAGGUCAACAACAUGGCAGACACAACUGGUGGUGGUGCAGAGGUACAGAAUAGUGCGACGUCUGUUCAGGUAGAUCAGGUCGAUACUUCUGCGCAAGAGCCGAAAAUCAAGAAGAGUCGAACAAACACACCUUGGACACCAGCAGAGGAGCUAAGGCUCAAACAAAUGAGAGAUGCAGGCAACAGCUGGAGCGAAAUCGCAAAGACUUUUCCACAACGGACAGAAGGAAGCGUGAAAAAGCAUUGGUACAAAGAUAUGCACUACGCCGAGUUCGCAGAGGAUGAAAGCGCAGCAUUACUUGCCGCAAUUAAGGAAUAUGAUGCCAACAAGUGGAAAGCUAUCGGCCAGAAGGUUGGCAAACCCGCAAAAGCCUGCGAGCAGUAUGCGAAGGAGCAUUUCGGUGGAAAGUAUUGAUAAUGUUGAGCACAGUCUGCAUCUUCCCGGUUUCAGCGCAACGAUCCCACUUUAAGAUACCAGUUUUCCUAUUUCGGUCGAGCAGUGCACGCGCACAACUCUUUCCGAUGUCCUUUCGUCCCUAUUGGAGUCCUUGGUAACGGCUAUCGGCAGCGGAGUACACAUCGACUUUUUUUUCUCAACUCGGCAUCUCUGUCGCUCUCACCCUGCCGAUUCUUCUUACGCGCCGAGUUUGUAUCGAGAAGCCUACCUACGUUGUUAAGCCAUCGUCGAUCACACGUAGCAUAGUCUGGCCAUCACCACGGGUCACAUCGACUGUGUGUAGAUGUGGAGAUGUAGUCAAUAUCGAUGUAAAGGUAAU
Molecule: messenger RNA, 1414 nt
Organism: Macroventuria anomochaeta
Lineage: Eukaryota; Fungi; Ascomycota; Dothideomycetes; Pleosporales; Didymellaceae
Exons: 6
Coding region: 424-1053 (209 amino acids)
Biological process (GO): mitotic cell cycle; positive regulation of transcription by RNA polymerase II
Cellular component (GO): nucleus
Molecular function (GO): DNA-binding transcription factor activity, RNA polymerase II-specific; RNA polymerase II cis-regulatory region sequence-specific DNA binding
Source: RefSeq, a predicted model, not a curated record